Molecule: messenger RNA, 432 nt
Organism: Ostertagia ostertagi
Lineage: Eukaryota; Metazoa; Nematoda; Chromadorea; Rhabditida; Trichostrongylidae
Source: the annotation of a GenBank genome assembly
AUGACCAACUACUUUCGUCACAUUCCUCUGGCUAAUUCUCUUCUAAAUGCCGUUAAUAACUCUCUUUUCCAAGAGAUCAAAAAUCGCCAGCAAGCUUUUAUGAAAGCGUUUAACGCUGGAGAUGCGAAAGGUGCAGCAGCCGUUUACGAUCCCGAUGGCUACUUCAUGCCAAAUGGACGCCAUCCUGUAAAAGGACGCGCUGGGAUUGAAGCAUACUUCAAAGAGGACAUGGGAGAUGGCGUUCAAACAGCUCAGAUAAUCACCGAGGAAGUUAAUGGAAGCGGAGAUUGGGCAUUUGAAAGAGGAAGCUAUCAUCUAGACGGGACUCGAGGCAGAGAAAGUGGAGCCUAUCUGCAGGUUUGGAAGAAGGUUGAUGGUGAAUGGCUUGUGCACAACGACUGCUUCAACGUAAUCAAGGCAGCUGAUAAGUAG